CUGUAAGCUGUUCAUGGGCAGAGAAUGUCUCGGGAGCUCAGGCAAGAAAGGAAGAAAGAGAUGGAGCCAUCGCUAGGAAGGGUUUGCAGAUGGCUUGCUUAAUAUUUGUUACAAUGCUAUCGAUCGUCAUGUUGAGAGUGGAAGAGGAGAAAAGGUUGCAAUCAUCUAUGAUAGUCCUGUUACAAAUUCAAAAUCAAGUAUUACCUAUAAAAGUGUUCUUGACCAGGUCUCCAAGUUGGCUGGCGUUUUGGUGAAGCUUGGUGUGAGGAAGGGUGACACUGUCGUGAUCUAUAUGCCUAUGAUUCCACAGGCCAUGUAUGCCAUGCUAGCCUGUGCGAGGAUAGGAGCCAUCCACAGUCUCAUCUUUGGGGGAUUUGCCUCCAAGGAAUUGAGCACCCGCAUCGAUCAUGCCAAGCCCAAAGUUGUUAUGACAGCAUCUUUUGGCAUUGAGCCCGGAAGAAGAGUAGACUAUAUCCCACUUCUAGAAGGAGCACUGAAUAUGGGAGAACACAAACCUGAAAAAAUUCUUAUUUAUAGUCGACCUAAUAUGGAAGCCGUUCCCCUAGUACCAGGCCGUGACCUUGAUUGGGACGAAGAGAUGGCAAAAGCUCAGUCACAUGACUGCGUUCCUGUUCUCUCUGACCACCCACUGUAUAUCCUUUAUACAUCUGGAACAACUGGAAUGCCUAAGGGUGUUGUUAGACCUACUGGAGGCUAUGCAGUCAUGCUAAAUUGGACGAUGUCUUCUAUUUAUGCACUUAAGCCUGGAGAGGUGUGGUGGGCAGCUUCUGACCUAGGCUGGGUGGUUGGACAUUCUUACAUCUGUUAUGGACCCCUUUUGCAUGGGAACACCACAGUCCUAUAUGAGGGGAAGCCUGUAGGGACGCCGGAUGCUGGAGCGUAUUUCCGUGUGCUGGCGGAGCACGGCGUGUCUGCUUUGUUCACAGCUCCCACUGCCAUCAGAGCCAUCCGCCAACAGGACCCUGAAGCUGCCUUGGGGAAGCAGUACACUUUGACGAGAUUCAAAACCUUAUUUCUGGCUGGGGAACGCUGUGAUGUUGAAACACUGGAAUGGUCUAAAAAGGUCUUCAAAGUACCUGUCCUGGAUCACUGGUGGCAAACAGAAACUGGAUCUGCAAUAACGGCAUCGUGCAUCGGUUUGGGGAAUACUAAAACCCCUCCCCCAGGACAGGCUGGGAAACCUGUCCCCGGAUACAACGUUAUGAUUUUGGAUGAUAACAUGCAAAGAGUGAAGGCUGACACUUUAGGAAAUAUUGUGGUAAAGUUGCCUCUUCCCCCGGGUGCCUUUUCAGGACUCUGGAAGAAUCAGGAAGCUUUCAAGAAUUUGUAUUUUCAAAAAUAUCCAGGAUACUAUGAUACCAUGGAUGCUGGUUACAUGGAUAAAGAUGGCUAUCUGUAUGUUAUGUCUCGUGUUGAUGAUGUGAUCAACGUUGCAGGUCACAGGAUUUCAGCUGGUGCCAUCGAGGAGUCCAUUCUUUCCCAUGGAACUGUGGCAGACUGUGCUGUUGUUGGCAGAGAAGAUCCUUUGAAAGGUCAUGUUCCACUAGCGCUUUGUGUUUUGAGGAAAGGCAUAAGUACUAAAGAGAAAGAAGUUCAGGAACAAAUCGUAAAGCACGUGAGACAUACUAUUGGCCCCGUGGCAGCUUUUCGAAGUGUAGUUUUUGUCAAGCAGUUACCAAAGACCCGUUCAGGCAAGAUACCCCGUGCAACCCUUUCUGCCCUUGUAAAUGGCAAGCCGUACAAGAUAUCUCCCACCAUUGAGGAUCCUGAUGUGUUUAAACAUAUAGAAGAGGUGCUGAAGCAGAAGUUAUGACAGCUUCACUGUGUGAGGACAUUUUUCUGUAACAUUAUUCCUGAAGCUGAAGGUGGUCCUUUUGUUGUUGUUUUUUUAAAAAAAUUAUUCUCAAAUUACUUACAGGGAGAGAUUAGUUCUAUUUGAACAAAGCUACUGCAACAUUCUGUUUUAUAUUCGUAGACCCAAAUGUUUUAGAUAUUAAGUAGUCUUUUUUGCAAUGAAUAUUGUGAUCAAGUGUGAUCCAUAAAUGGGAAAGUGUUGUGUGGUUGCUUGAAAAAGAUCAAAUCGUUUUACCUGUGGUUGCAGUUUAAAGUGCUUUGGCCAUUGGGAAGGAUUGAAAGCUUUCCUUCUGAAAACUGUGAUGAUGAUAAUAAUCAUUAAAAUCCUUUAUUGUGCUUGCCUA
Molecule: messenger RNA, 2219 nt
Organism: Tachyglossus aculeatus (Australian echidna)
Lineage: Eukaryota; Metazoa; Chordata; Mammalia; Monotremata; Tachyglossidae
Gene: ACSS3
Product: acyl-CoA synthetase short chain family member 3
Exons: 16
Coding region: 293-1834 (513 amino acids)
Source: RefSeq, a predicted model, not a curated record